GCGGUGGGCGGAGUCUGCCGGCCAUCUUUAAUUUACUGGACAGAAGGGGGAUUGACGAUCUGAAAACAUUACCAAAUUUGAAAUAAGGAAUUGGCGGAUAUUUUGGUCGUGGCUGUCACAUAGAGAUACUGACGAAUAUUACACACUUUUGAAAAAGUGACAGAAGGUAUGAAGACAGUAUCAUAGCGAAGCCAUGGCUGAUAAGAGAAAACUACAAGGUGAAAUAGAUCGAUGUUUGAAAAAAGUUGCUGAAGGCGUCGAACAGUUUGAAGACAUUUGGAAAAAGCUUCACAAUGCAGCCAAUGCCAACCAGAAGGAAAAAUAUGAGGCUGAUCUCAAGAAAGAGAUUAAAAAGCUCCAGCGGCUACGAGACCAGAUUAAGACAUGGGUGGCAUCCAAUGAGAUCAAAGACAAACGGCAGCUAGUGGAGAACCGGAAGCUUAUUGAAACGCAAAUGGAGCGAUUUAAGGUGGUUGAAAGAGAAACCAAGACAAAGGCCUACUCUAAAGAGGGGCUGGGCUUGGCUCAGAAAGUAGACCCAGCGCAGAAAGAGAAGGAGGAAAUGGAACAGUGGCUCACGAACACAAUAGACACUUUGAACAUGCAGGUGGACCAGUUUGAAAGUGAAGUCGAGUCCCUCUCUGUUCAAACACGGAAAAAGAAAGGAGACAAGGAGAAGCAGGAUCGGAUUGAAGAACUAAAGAGGUUAAUCGAAAGACACCGCUACCACAUUCGAAUGCUAGAGACCAUCUUGAGGAUGUUGGAUAACGAUUCAAUCCAGGUUGAUGCUAUCAAUAAGAUCAAAGAUGAUGUGGAAUAUUACAUUGACUCUUCGCAAGACCCCGACUUUGAAGAGAAUGAGUUCCUCUACGAUGAUCUGGACUUGGAGGAAAUACCGGCAACUUUGAUGGCGACGUCUCCUCAGGGCCAUAAUGAAGAUGAGAUGUUCCUUCAGUCCAGCAGCACACCGACUUCCACCACUUCCUCUUCCCCCAUCCCUCCAUCUCCUGCCACAGGUGCAAUGGAGAUUUUGGAGGAUAAGAGAGGUCGAUCGACAGACAGUGAAGUCAGUCAGUCUCCUGUGAAGAAUGGCAACCCAUCUCUCUCGUCCUUCUCCUCAUCCGCCUCCUCAGGCUCCUCCUCCUCUUCGCUGGUUUCUAUGGCGACUGUUGUCGGUGGCUGCACAGCGGUCUCUGGGGGCAGCAGCCUGCUGGGAAGCUUUAGCAGUGCAGUGCAGCAGCAUGCUCCUCAGUCUCAACAGCAAGCACAGGUCAAACUCUCCUCGACAUCCGUUCUUUCCAACAACACACCUAGUCCACCUAGCCACCCAACGCUACCUGCCUCCACUACUUCCUCUCUGCCUAGUUCAAGCACACCUGGCCCAGUUACUUCCAAUUCUCAGUCCCAGGCUUCAUCUAUUACUGGGGUUGAGGGCUCUAGACUGGGUUUGGGCCUGGGGAAAGGGGGCGUGAUGGUGACCAGCAGCAGUAGUGGGGCUCAGAUGCCAGGUCUGGGCAUGGCCGGCAUCUCUAGUUCUCUCAACACCAUGGCAGGGCUUCUCUCAGGCUCUACCCCUGCCCCCUAUGCCCAGGCGGCUGCAGGCGGAACAGCAGGUAAUGUCUCCAGUGGUCCAGUGGGGAGUGGCAGUGUAAGUUCUGGCAUAUCUGUACCGAGCGCAGGUGCAGGGGGAGCAAACACAGGCGUGACCAGCAAUGGUACGGGUACAGGGGCUGGUGUGGGCUUGCUAGGUUCCAGUCCGGGUCACGGUGCUCUAACUGGAGGAAUUCUUAACCUGGUACCAGGGCAGAUGGCUCUCCAGGGGUCUGCACAGAUACCUGUAAGCCAUGUGGGCACAGCACCUGGAGGAGGAACUGGAGAGAGCGAAUUGAGUGGAAAUGGAAGCAGUUCUGUGGCGAGUGCAGGAGUGGGAACGAAUGUAGCGCCUGCAAGACCCCCUAGUGGCCUCAAACAAAAUGGAGCAACUAGUUACAGUGCUGUGGUUGCGGACAACACAGCAGACUCCUCACUCAGCAGUGCCAGCCAAUCACAAAACAGCCAUUCCUCAUCCUCAAGCUCAUCAACCAGUCAAACUCUGGAUAAUGGCCCCAGUUUAUUGAGUUCUAUCACUCUACCCCCCUCCUCCCCAUCACCUUCUUUCACUGACAGCACAUCUGGUGGUGGGAGUCUGCUAAAUGGCCCACACUCCUACACACUCAACACAGAAUCCAUCAAGACUCCUGAACCUCCAAGCUCUUUGAAAGCUAUGGCAGAACGGGCGGCACUGGGAUUGACACUGGAUGGAGAGAUUUCAUCACUACACCUCCCAGAUCGAGCUCCACCUGGACCCACAACAACUCCUCAGCCUGCUGUUUCAGAGGUCAACCUGCCGCCAUCUUUAGGGGCGUGUCCCUUAGGCCCCACCCCUCUCACUAAAGAGCAGCUUUACCAACAGGCAAUGCAGGAGUCAGCAUGGACACACAUGCCCCACCCGUCCGAUUCAGAGAGAAUCAGGCAGUACCUGAUGAGAAACCCCUGUCCUACACCGCCAUUCCACCACCAGAUGCCCCCACAUCAUUCAGACUCUAUUGAGUUCUACCAGAGAUUGUCCACUGAAACGCUCUUCUUCAUUUUCUACUACCUGGAGGGCACAAAGGCACAGUACCUGUCAGCUAAAGCACUGAAGAAGCAAUCAUGGAGGUUCCACACCAAAUACAUGAUGUGGUUCCAGCGGCACGAGGAACCCAAGACCAUCACUGAUGAGUUUGAACAGGGCACGUACAUUUACUUUGACUAUGAAAAGUGGGGCCAGAGAAAAAAGGAAGGAUUUACGUUUGAGUACAGAUACCUGGAGGACAGAGACCUGCAGUGACUGACGGGGAGAGAGAGCGAACGCUACGACAGACAAAACGCUGCUGUUGACAUUCCGAGAUGAACUCCAUGUCGUGGUUAAAGUUGGAUGUGAUGUUGGCCUUUUUCUUUAAAAGAGAGAGAGAGAGAGAGAGAGCUGGGGGUCGAGUGCCUGUUUACAUGCAAACAUUUGAACCUCCUUCAACGUUGAAUCUUUAUCCCCUUCAUUUCUGUUCUAAAUGAAAAA
Messenger RNA from Carassius carassius (crucian carp), 3094 nucleotides. Its product is annotated as CCR4-NOT transcription complex subunit 3-like. Bases 194 to 2869 code for a protein of 891 amino acids. Gene Ontology annotation, cellular component: CCR4-NOT core complex; P-body; nucleus. Lineage: Eukaryota; Metazoa; Chordata; Actinopteri; Cypriniformes; Cyprinidae. Gene Ontology annotation, biological process: nuclear-transcribed mRNA poly(A) tail shortening; regulation of DNA-templated transcription; regulation of stem cell population maintenance. The transcript has 18 exons. The record is from RefSeq and is a predicted model, not a curated record.